Molecule: messenger RNA, 4782 nt
Organism: Drosophila persimilis
Lineage: Eukaryota; Metazoa; Arthropoda; Insecta; Diptera; Drosophilidae
Gene: Pgant9
Product: putative polypeptide N-acetylgalactosaminyltransferase 9
Exons: 12
Coding region: 1137-3113 (658 amino acids)
Cellular component (GO): Golgi apparatus
Source: RefSeq, a predicted model, not a curated record
AUGUUGGCAGUGCGCUGCAUUUCUUUUCUUCCAUCCAAAAAAAAUACGUGAAGAGUCCGCCGACGAGCACACCUCUACGCGCGCAGGUGUUUGUCAUUGUGUGCGUGCCGUACCUAUGCUUAUGUGAGUGUGUGUGUGUGCCUGUGUGUUGUGCGAGUGUGAAGAGUGACACAACACAACAACAACAACAGCAGCAGCAGCAGCAACGGGGCCGCAAUCAGCUGUGAAGGUGCGAAAGCAAAAUGCAAAUCGAAUAAAUGGUUGGCCAAAAAUUACGAAUUAUCAGCGCGAAUUCUCCCGUAAAUUCCAUAUCUCCGAAAUCGAAACGAAGCGUGCGGCUCUAAAUCAAUCGGAAAAAAACUAACAUAAAAUAAUUUUCAAAAAUAUUUCAAACAAAUAAUAUACAAACAAAGGAACACAGAAGCAGCAAUCGGCGUUAAAGUGUUUACCAUAAAUUUGCUUGCGGAUGAGCAGCAGUUGGAGGAGGUGAAGAAUCCAAGGAAUCCAAAGAGAGUGCUGCAGAGGGAGGAGAAUCCAUCAGCACAGCCGCAGAGAGAAGGAGAAGCCGUCAUUUCAGCAGCAGGUGGAUUGCGCGGGGCCUUCGGUCACGCUUCGAAACGCAGGGUUUUCCUUUGAAGGAAAUUCGGGAAGAAUAGAAGUCCAUGUGGAGCUAAGGACCCCCCAUCCCCGAGGAGUGCAACCGCAGUUCUUCCCACAAUUUUGAAGAUUGUCCAGACAUAUCCCACAGCAAAAACCAGACUGAUUCGAGAGCAGACUCCAAGGAAAACUAUAUUUUGAUAUCUUCCAGAACAGAACAGAACAGAACAGAGGAGAGGAGAGACCACAUAUCAGUGGAGAAAGGAGUGAGGGAAUCAGAGAGGACAUAUCAUAAAUCACUUUUCUCUGUUUCUGGGAAUUGAUUAAUGUUACGUAUACGCCAUGUGCGCCCUUGCCGCGGACCAGAAGGACCAGAGGCCUCGUAACUAAGUGAAAGCCGCCGCAGAAAGUCCCGCAAAAAGCGGGAGAGCGAGAGAGCGUGAGAGAGAUUUAGUGUAUCCGUUGGCACCUUUCUUUGGGGAAAAGCCCUUGCAAGAAAAACCACACAUCAGCGAAACGAAAACAAACAAGCACCAAAGAUGGCCUUCAUCUGGCGUCGACGCUCGACGACAAUCGUGAAGCUGGUGGCCUUCCUGCUGGCCAUCUGGUUCUGCAUCGCCUUCCUCGUCUACACGGACGACACACGGCGUCGUGCCGCCCAGGAGGCAGGAGGUGCCUCGGGCAGCGCCGUAGGAGGCGCUCCCCUCGGAGAUCCCGUUGCCCUGCCCCUGAGGAACGGGGACGGCGAGCCGGCCGAUCUCCUCAACGACGACAUCGGCCUGAAUGGCAAUGUCAUCAUCGGAGCAGGAGGCGGUCUACGCAAUGAGCUGGAGGAGGCGGACAUUCCGCCCACCGCCGCCAAGCCCAAAAUAAACGAGUCCGGGCGCCAGUCCGCUGACAAGAAGCCCCGGAAGAAGGCGGCCCCCAUUCCGCUCAAGCCAAAGCUACAAGACGAUACGAAAAAGGUAAUAGAUCCGCCUGGCAACUUCGAUGAGAAUCUGGGGGAGAUGGGCAAACCUGUCACGUUGCCCAAGGAGAUGACCGACGAGAUGAAGAAGGCCGUGGAGACUGGCUGGACCAACAAUGCCUUCAACCAGUAUGUUUCCGACCUGAUAUCGGUGCACCGCACACUGCCGGAUCCCCGGGAUGCCUGGUGCAAGGAUUCGGCCCAUUAUCUAUCGAAUCUACCUGCCACAGAUGUCAUCAUUUGCUUCCACAACGAGGCCUGGACCGUACUGUUGCGGACAGUGCACUCGGUGCUGGACAGAUCCCCGGAACACCUCAUUGGCAGGAUUAUCCUGGUGGAUGACUACAGCGAUAUGCCGCAUCUCAAGACGCAACUAGAGGAUUAUUUUGCCGCCUAUCCCAAGGUUCAGAUUAUCAGGGGGAAGAAGCGCGAGGGCUUGAUUCGUGCCCGCCUCCUGGGCGCCCAGCAUGCCAAGGCGCCAGUUUUAACGUAUUUGGAUUCCCAUUGCGAGUGCACUGAAGGCUGGCUGGAACCGCUGCUGGAUCGCAUCGCCCGGAACUCCACCACCGUUGUCUGUCCCGUCAUCGAUGUCAUCAGCGAUGAUACCUUGGAGUACCACUAUCGCGACUCCAGCGGCGUCAAUGUGGGUGGCUUUGAUUGGAAUUUGCAGUUCAGCUGGCACGCGGUGCCCGAGCGCGAGAAGAAGCGCCACAAUAGCACGGCGGAGCCCGUGUACUCCCCCACGAUGGCCGGUGGGCUCUUCUCGAUAGACCGGGAGUACUUCAACCGCCUGGGGACCUACGACUCUGGCUUCGAUAUCUGGGGCGGCGAGAAUCUGGAGCUGUCCUUCAAGACCUGGAUGUGCGGCGGCACUCUGGAGAUUGUGCCCUGCUCCCAUGUGGGCCACAUCUUCCGCAAGCGUUCCCCUUAUAAGUGGCGUUCGGGCGUGAAUGUGCUGCGAAAGAACUCGGUGCGACUGGCGGAGGUCUGGAUGGAUGAGUACUCGCAGUACUACUACCAUCGCAUCGGGAACGACAAAGGCGACUGGGGCGAUGUCAGCGAUCGUAAGAAACUGCGGGAGGACCUGCAGUGCAAGAGCUUCAAGUGGUAUCUGGACAACAUCUAUCCCGAGCUCUUCAUACCCGGCGAUGCGGUGGCCCAUGGCGAGAUAAGAAACCUAGGUUAUGGCGGUCGCACCUGCUUGGACUCUCCAACCGGAAAGAAGCACCAGAAGAAGGCCGUUGGUCUCUAUCCCUGCCAUCGCCAGGGCGGCAAUCAGUACUGGAUGCUGAGCAAGGUGGGGGAAAUACGACGCGACGACUACUGCUUAGACUAUGCCGGCAAGGAAGUGAUACUCUAUUCGUGCCACGGCGGCAAGGGAAAUCAGUUUUGGACAUAUCGUGAGAACACCAAGCAACUGCAUCACGGCACCUCCGGCAAGUGUCUGUCCAUCAGCGAGAAGAAGGAUCAGCUGCUCAUGGAGGAAUGCAGCCAGUCCCUGACUCGACAGGAAUGGUUGCUGGAGAGCUACGAUAGCUCCAAAUUGUGAGGCUACUUCUAUGCGAGGGGCAACGUCCUGUUGCCCACUUCGCAGCGCCAUCGACAACGAGACAGGCGAGCAUAGCAGCAGCGGCAGCAGCAGCAGAAGCAGAAACAGCAACAAAAGCGGCAUUGGAAAGUGGAGUCAGAGUGGAAACAGGAGUUGGAAUAGAUUUUCCCCUUUUCUAUUCCAGGCAUGUGCAAUACGCAGGAAAAUGUAGGGAGAAUGGGGGAGUUUGUCAUCAGCAUUAGUUUGCCAUGCUAUAUAAAUAUGAUUAAAUUUUAUAUGUUUCCAAGCAACAUAAUAUAUGUUACAUAGCUAUAAGAAACACACACAGAUCUACAGAGAGAUAGACAUACAGACGAACAGACACUUACACUUAAAAAAAAGAGAACGACUGCUGUACAGUAGCUAUAAGUUUUGUAGGCCUAAAGUCAGGAUGACUUUGGGGCCGUUAGGUUAGAAUCAAGCCAAGACAAGUGCUGGCAAAAAAGAAAAACAAGAAGUCGUAGCGCAAUUUUUGCAUUUACAUUUGUAAACGUUUAGCACAAUUUAUGGAAAGUGUGUUGGAUGAUCCAACGGAGAGCGUACGAUCCUACGAUUUCAGAUUAAUAUUUAUGAAUUAUGAAUUUUAUAUAUUGUCAUCAAAUGGCUCUACGAAAGCCCCAUUCCAAAUAUGUGUCUAGUGCGUAAGCUUUAGGCUAAGAGUCUAGGUCGGAAAGCAUUCGGUGAUAGCCUUUGUUUUGCCUGUAUUGUACGCCCCGCCCCGCAGCAUUCCCACUUACCACUAAUCUAUUUACCUACCUACUCCUUCCUAUAUUGCAUCUAUAUGGAAAGAAUUAUCUUUAGAUGGCACACCAAAAUUUUGAACUUAUUUAUUUUUACGACUCGAUGAGGCGUGACGGUGAAGUUUGUGUUUUUUAAUUUGUAAAGUGCGCUGGAGACGCCUUAUGCCAAAUUAUGUAUUGUAUAUUUAGAUGUUUAGUUUUUGCUCUUGUGUAUCCGUAGGUUUUUAUUUUGUUGAGUUCGUUUAGUUCUCAAGACGACAACAUAUCCUAUGCGUUGGACACAGCCAGCUUGUAGUAGUACUUACAAUAUCAGUUUCCAGACUACAGAUAGGUCUGAGCAAAUCUUAGAGUUAGUUAAUGCGAAUGUGCAUAGUGCCUUCUACUUAUAACGGACACACACUUAUCCAUAUACUAUAUAUCGCAAUCGUUCAUCGAACAUGCGAUGAACAUGCGAUGCUACUCCUGUAGCAUUAGUUUAGGUCACAAUCACAGCGACUGUGUAUAUACUGUACUGUACAAUUUCAUAUCGCAUCCUGCAGAAUGUGUACAUAACCAUGGAUUAAAUACUGUUUUAUUCGAGACUAAAGCGCACAUACUAUACCAUACAUAGCAUCCACUAAAUACCACUAACCAGAAUUGGUGGAUGCAACGCUUCUACGGAAUGCAUGCGAAUCUUCAUUUGCUAUUUUUCACACAAAACGCUUCACAUCACACAUGCGGCAUUUACAAUUUAGCGUACGAAACCCCGAAGCCAUAGGAAGUGGUCGAGAAACGUUUUUUUAACUUAAACCUUAAAGAAUAAUGUACUAAGCGCGUAGUGAAUGUGUAGUAAUGAAUCGAAAUUGUACAAGGCAACAGAUGCAGUUAUGAAUAAACUAUUUGAAAGUAAA